AUGAAAAUUGGCAAGUUGCGUAACCAAAAGAAAGAGGCUGGAAAGGAAGUGGCAACUGGAUAUCAGUUACAGCGGAACCAGGGAUAUCGGAUAUCAGAGUUACUUUCUUAUAUAGUCGUGGGUCGGCAGUGUCGGGGCCAACAUUUGCAAAAGCCAACAAUCUUGGGCAACAUGUUCAAGGUUGUCCACCUCCACGUCUUGAUCCUGGUCUGUUGUUUCUGUUGCCCGGAGGCCCAGCAUCCUGCCUGGCUGUAUCCGAUGCCUUGGCGUCCUCUGAUCCUGCCUAGACCAGUUCCUACGCCAGUGGCCAGUGGUGUUUCACAACUAAGUCCGGGUUAUACAGGUCCACAGACGUUUCCUUCAGCGCCGCAGGAUCAGCAACAAGGACAACAGAAACCGCAGUAUUCAGAGCAGUAUCAGCAGCAAUAUCCACAGCAGCAGCAACAGCAAUAUCCUCAGCAACCUGUCCUCUUUGGCCUAUUUGCACCGCAGUUGCAAGUUCAUCCUCUGGCCGCUCCACCCCAGGCAGGACACUUUACUCUGCCCUUCCGGCCAUCACCCUUUGCCGGCUACACGGACGAUGAGGUGGACAACGAAGUCCAGGAGAGUCCCGAACAGCAGCAACAUCCACAACAGCUAGAACCUCCUUUCCAUGCCCAUCCUUACAGAAGAUCAGGAUCAGGAUCAGGAUCAGGAAAUACUCCUCUGGGUUAUGUCUAUCUAUCGCCAAGUAAUAUCUAUAAUCUAGUAAGGUCUUAA
This is a messenger RNA of Drosophila bipectinata, 759 nucleotides long. RefSeq lists its product as uncharacterized. The record is from RefSeq and is a predicted model, not a curated record. NCBI's taxonomy places the organism in Eukaryota, Metazoa, Arthropoda, Insecta, Diptera, Drosophilidae.